UACCUAUAUAACGAAGGUACGUAAAAUGUUGCGCUACACGUGCAACAUAGCAUUCCUAAACGAGCCCACAAUGUCUGCCAGUCAACAAGUAAACAUUUCAGCAAGACAACUCAAAGGUGAAAUCCAUCCAGUCAUUUUCAUUAUCCUUAGCAAUGAUUUCGGAAUCCUUGUAAGUAUUGGCUAGGUUGCCUGCCUCUCUCCUUCCACAAUGAGUUCAAACCUACAGUCACUGGGUCCUGAUUGUGACAGUGGAGCCCAGUUUGCACUGCAGGAUCCAGAGAUGGCAUCAGUGAAGCUGGAAGACUGCAGUCAAACACUGGAGCUGAAUGUCAAAAUUAAAGAUGAAGAAGAGGAGAAGAUUGGGAAAUCUGUUAGUCAUGGUAACAUUGAGACAUUCCCUACAUCCAGAGAGCAACAGCAGGAAGAUCACAGACCUAAGAGGUCUCACCAAUGCCCACAUUGCCGACUCAGAUUAAGUCUGAGGUCGGUAACAUCAACAGUGAGGACAAACCCAACCUGCCUCUCUCCUUCCACACUGAGUCCAAACCUACAGUCACUGGGUCCUGAUUGUGACAGUGGAGCCCAGUUUGUACCGCAGGAUCCAGAGAUGGCAUCAAUGAAUCUGGAAGACUGCAGUCAAACACUGAAACUGAAUGUCAUCAUUAAAGAUGAAGAAGAGGAGGAGAAGAUUGGAGACCAUGUUGAGACAUUCUCUACAUCCAGAGAGCAACAGCAGGAAGGUCACAGGGCUAAAAAGUCUCACCACUGCCCACAUUGUGAGGAGAUAUUCCCAAUUCUAUCAAAGCUAAAAAAACACCUUAAAAUACACACAGGAGAGAAUCUGUAUCCCUGUACUGACUGUGGGAAGAGAUUCACGACAUCAAGGUCUCUGACAGUUCAUCAGAGAACACACACAGGAGAGAAGCCUUACUCCUGCUCUGACUGUGGAAAGAGUUUCUCUAGAAUGACCAACUUAAAAACACAUGAACGUAUACAUACAGGAGUGAAGCCUUACUCCUGCUCUGUCUGUGGAAUGUGUUUCUCUAGACUAGGUGACUUAAAAACACAUGAACGUAUACAUACUGGAGUGAAGCCUUAUUCCUGCUCUGACUGUGACAAGAGUUUCUCUCGACUGGGCCACUUAAAAACACAUGAACGUAUACAUACAGGAGUGAAACCUUACUUCUGCUCUGACUGUGGAAAUAGUUUCUCUCGACUGGGAAACUUAAAAACACAUAAACGUAUACAUACAGGAGUGAAGCCUUACUCCUGCUCGUACUGUGGAAAGAGUUUCUCUCGACUGGGCGACUUAAAAACACAUGAACGUAUACAUACAGGAGUGAAUUCUUACUCCUGCUCUGAAUGUGGAAAGAGUUUCACUCGACUGGGCCACUUAAAAACACAUGAACGUAUACAUACAGGAGUGAAGCCUUACUCCUGCUUUGACUGUGGAAAGAGUUUCUCUCGACUGGAAAACUUAAGAAGACAUGAACGUAUACAUACAGGAGAGAAGCCUUACUCCUGCUCUGAUUGUGUAAAAUGCUUCACAACAUCAACUGACCUGAAAGUUCAUCAGAGAACACACACAGGAGAGAAGCCUUACCACUGAUCUGACUUACAGCUGAGCUAAAAGGGUCAUCGAUGAACACACACAGAAGAGAAGCCUUACUUCUGCUCUUAAUGUGGCAAGAGUUUCUCCAGAUUGGGCAAUGAAAAGACACAAAAACUGAUACACACUUGAGAGAAGCCUUAUCACUGCACUGACAGUGAGGGGAGAUUCUACAGAUUGGGCCAUUUAAAGACACCAUUGUAUACAUAAAGGAGAGAGUCCUUGUCAGUUCUCUCAGACCAGCUGAGAUUAGUCACUCAAUCACUUAAUUUUAAUUUCAUAAAAUAAUUGUCAACACUCUAUUGCAAUCCUAUUGUUUCUCACUGUGAGAACUGUGCAGAGGAAAGGGAGCAUUCUAGAAUUUUAGCCUUUCUUUACUUUACUGAUCAGUGUGCUCCAUGUCAGGUUGUGUGUUUUGUUAGCUUCUACUGUAAAGAUACUGAGAUCUUGGAUUUUCCCUUAGGGUUGAAUGUCCUCU
Messenger RNA from Oncorhynchus keta (chum salmon), 2087 nucleotides. RefSeq names its product zinc finger protein 501-like. NCBI's taxonomy places the organism in Eukaryota, Metazoa, Chordata, Actinopteri, Salmoniformes, Salmonidae. The record is from RefSeq and is a predicted model, not a curated record. Gene Ontology annotation, biological process: regulation of immune system process; negative regulation of transcription by RNA polymerase II; regulation of cytokine production. The transcript has 4 exons. Bases 209 to 1609 code for a protein of 466 amino acids.